Molecule: messenger RNA, 6451 nt
Organism: Castor canadensis (American beaver)
Lineage: Eukaryota; Metazoa; Chordata; Mammalia; Rodentia; Castoridae
Source: RefSeq, a predicted model, not a curated record
AUGCACUUGCCAGAAAGGCUACGUGGGUGACGGCUUGACAUGUUUUGGAAACAUCAUGGAGCGACUCAGAGAACUAAACACUGAGCCCAGAGGGAAAUGGCAAGGAAAGCUGACCUCCUUCAUCUCACUCCUGGACAAAGCUUAUGCCUGGCCAGUAAGCAACCUGGGACCGUUCACUGUGCUGCUGCCCUCAGACAAGGGCCUGAAAAGAUUUGAUGUGGAAGAGCUUUUGAUGGAUGCUGAGGCUGCCCAGUACUUUGUAAAGCUCCACAUCAUUGCUGGGCAGAUGAGCACAGAAGUGAUGAACAACACAGACGCCUUCUACACCUUGACCGGGAAGCCAGGGGAAAUCUACAAUGUAGAUAAGGACAAUCAACUAAAACUUAAACUUUAUGGAGGCAAAAAGAAGGUGAAAAUUAUACAGGGGAACAUCGUUGCUUCUAAUGGACUUGUGCACAUCAUCGACAGAGCCAUGGACAAGCUGGAACCCACGUUUCAGAGCAACGCUGAGCAAACCAUAAUGACAAUGCUGCAACCAAGAUAUAGCAAGUUCAGAUCUUUGUUGGAGGAAACAAAGGUGGGCCGUGCCUUACAUGAGGAUGGGGUUGGUGGACCGUAUACCGUUUUUGUUCCAAGUAAUGAAGCAUUGGAUAGCAUGAAGGAUGGCACUCUGGAUUACCUCCUUUCUGCAGAGGGCUCUCGGAAGCUUCUGGAACUUGUCAGAUAUCACAUUGUUCCGUUUACCCAGUUGGAGGUGGCCACUGUCAUUUCGACCCCUCACAUCAGGAGCAUGGCCAACCAGAUGAUACGGUUCAACACGACCAGCAACGGACAGAUUCUGGCUAAUGAAGUGGCAAUGGAUGAAACCGAGAUCACUGCCAAAAAUGGCCGAAUUUACACACUGACCGGGGUUCUCAUUCCUCCCUCCAUCGUCCCAAUCCUACCCCAUCGAUGCGAUGAAACAAAGAGAGAAACGAAACUGGGAACUUGUGUGAGCUGCUCCCUGUUGAAUUGGAGCAAAUGUCCUGCUGACUCUGAGCCUAUGGAACUCUUCACACCCAAUUGUGUCUACAGCAGCAGAAUAAGGAGCCUGAAGAGGGGCUGUGCCCAAUACUGUAAUGCCACUGUGAAGAUACCGAAAUGCUGCAAAGGCUUCUACGGACCUGACUGCAACCCCUGUCCAGGAGGCUUCUCGAAUCCAUGCUCAGGAAAUGGACAGUGUGCAGAUGGCCUCGAGGGCAAUGGGACGUGCGCUUGUAAGGAUGGCUUCCAGGGCUCCCAGUGUCAGUUCUGCUCUGACCCCAACAAAUAUGGACCUCGGUGUAACCAAACAUGCCUGUGUGUUCACGGAGCGUGUGAUAACAGGAUAGACAGUUCAGGGGCCUGCCUCAGUGGCACAUGCAGAAACGGCACAGCCGGGAGAUUCUGUGACAAGCAGACUUCAGCCUGUGGGCCCUAUGUUCAGUUCUGUCACAUCCAUGCCACUUGCCACUACAGCAAUGGGACUGCCAGCUGCGUUUGCAAGGAAGGCUACAGAGGAGACGGAACUCUGUGCUCUGAGAAGGACCCUUGCGUGGGAUUAGCCCCAGGCGGUUGUAGUCGCAAUGCAGAAUGCAUCAGAACUGGCACAGGGAGCCACACCUGUGUGUGCCAGCAGGGCUGGACAGGGAACGGGAGAGAUUGUGUAGAGAUCAACAACUGCCUGCUACCCAGUGCCGGCAGCUGUCACAACAAUGCCACCUGCUUGUACGUAGGCCCUGGGCAGAACGAAUGUGAGUGCAAGAAAGGGUUUCGAGGAAACGGGGUUGACUGUGAACCAAUAAUUUCAUGCUUGGAGCAAACCGGGAAAUGUCACCCACUGGCAACCUGUGAGUUUGCUUCUUCUGGUGUCUGGAGGUGUGUGUGUCAAGAGGGCUAUGAAGGAGAUGGUCUCCUGUGUUAUGGAAACGCAGCCAUGGAAUUGUCAUUCCUCUCCGAAGCAGCUGUGUUUAACCAAUGGAUAAACAAUGCCUCUCUACAACCCAUGCUGUCCACCACCUUGAAUCUCACUGUCCUCGUGCCUUCCCAGCAAGCUAUUGAGGACAUGGACCAAGAUGAGAAGAACUUUUGGUUGUCACAGAGCAAUAUUCCAGCCCUAAUAAAGUAUCACACGCUGCUCGGCACCUAUGGGGUGGCAGACCUGCAGACCCUGACAUCUUCUGACACGCUAGCAACAUCAUUGCAGGGCAUCUUCCUUCACCUGGACAAGGCAAAUGGGAAUAUCACAAUUGAAGGGGCAUCCAUCAUUGAUGGUGACAACGCAGCCACAAAUGGAUUGAUACACAUCAUCGACAAGGUGCUGGUCCCCAGAAGAGGUCUAACUGGCUCCUUGCCAAAUCUGCUCACCCGGCUGGACCAGAUGCCAGACUAUUCCAUCUUCCGGGGCUACAUCAUUCAAUACAAUCUGGGAAAUGCUAUCGAGGCUGCAGACACCUACACUGUGUUUGCUCCAAACAAUGAUGCCAUUGAGAAUUACGUCAGGGAGAAGAAGGUCACAACUCUAGAGGAGGACGUACUCCGGUACCACGUGGUCCUAGAGGAGAAGCUCUUGAAGAACGACCUGCACAAUGGUAUGCACAGGGAGACCAUGCUGGGCUCCUCCUACCUCCUCGGCUUCUUCCUCCGCGAUGACCAGCUCUAUGUAAAUGAGGCGCCAAUAAACUACACCAAUGUUGCCACUGACAAGGGAGUGAUCCAUGGCUUGGGAAAAGUUCUGGAAAUUCAGAAGAACAGAUGUGAUAAUAAUGACACUACUAUUGUACGAGGAAAGUGUGGCAAGUGUCCCCAGAAACCACCAAUCUGCCCACUUGGAACUAAGCCGCUUGACGAUGAGAGAAGGAAAUGUAUCUACACCAUUUAUUUCAUGGGAAAGAGGUCCUUGUUCAUUGGGUGCCAGCCAAAAUGUGUGAAAACUGUCAUUACCAGAGCGUGCUGUGCCGGCUUCUUCGGCCCCCAGUGCCAGGCCUGCCCCGGGAAGGACCAGAACGUGUGCUUCGGGAACGGGAUCUGUCUGGAUGGCGUGAAUGGCACCGGCGUGUGCGAGUGCGGGCCGGGCUUCCACGGGACGGCCUGCGAGACCUGUGUCGAGGGCAAGUACGGCAUCCACUGCGACCAAGCAUGUUCUUGUGUUCAUGGGAGAUGCAACCAAGGCCCCUCAGGAGACGGCUCCUGUGAAUGUGACGUUGGCUGGCGAGGAGUGACGUGCGACAGUGAGAUCACAAAAGACAACUGCAAUGGGACAUGCCACACCAGCGCCAACUGCCUUCUCAAUUCAGAUGGCACAGCCUCGUGCAAAUGUGCCGCAGGAUUCCAAGGGAACGGGACAGUCUGCACAGCCAUCAAUGCCUGUGAGACCAGCAAUGGAGGAUGCUCUGCUAAGGCUGACUGUAAGAGAACCACCCCAGGAAGCCGAGUGUGCGUGUGCAAGGCGGGCUAUACAGGCGAUGGCAUUGUGUGCAUUGAAAUCAACCCAUGUUUGGAGAAUCAUGGUGGCUGUGACAAGAACGCAGAGUGCACACAGACAGGACCCAACCAGGCUGUCUGUAACUGCUUGCCAAAGUACACUGGAGAUGGGAAGGCCUGCACACUCAUCAAUGUCUGCUUAUCCAACAAUGGCGGCUGCAGUCCAUUUGCUGUCUGUAAUCACACUGGACAAGGUGAAAGGACAUGUACUUGCAUGACAAACUACACUGGGGACGGAUUCACCUGCCGUGGCAGCAUCUAUCGGGAACUGCCUAAGGACCCAAGAACGUCCCAGUAUUACUUCCAGUUGCAGGAGCACGCCAUCAGAGAACUGUCUGGGCCAGGGCCCUUCACAGUGUUUGCACCUUCGUCUAAUUCCUUCAAUGAAGAACCCCGGAUCAAAGACUGGGACCAACAGGGCAUGAUGUCCCAGGUUCUUCGAUAUCAUGUGGUCGCCUGCCAACAGCUGCUCCUGGAAAACCUUAAAUUGACCCCAAAUGCUACUUCCCUCCAAGGAGAGACACUUGUCAUCUCUGUCUCUCAGGGCACAGUAUAUAUAAAUAACGAGGCUAAGAUCAUAUCCAGCAAUAUCGUCAGUACUAACGGCGUCAUCCACAUCAUAGACAAACUGCUCUCUCCCCAACAUUUGCGUGUCACCCCCAAAGACGCUUUGGGAAGGAUUCUGCAAAAUCUUACCACAGUGGCAAUAAACCAUGGCUACAACAGAUUCAUCAAGUUAAUACAGGACUCAGGCUUGCUGAGUGUCAUCACUGACCCCAUCCACACCCCAGUCACGCUGUUCUGGCCCACGGACCAAGCCCUCCAAGCCCUACCCUCUGAACAACAGGAGUUCCUGUUCAACCAAGACAACAAGGACAAGCUGAGAGAGUAUUUGAAGUUCCACGUGAUCCGAGAUUCCAAGGCCUUAACUGCAGAUCUCCCCAGAUCGGUUUCCUGGAAAACCCUGCAGGGCUCAGAGCUAAGUGUGACGUGCGGAACUGGCAGUGACAUUGGUGAGCUCUUUCUAAAUGGCCAAAUGUGCAGAAUCGUGCAACGGGAGCUGCUGUUUAACCUGGGCGUAGCCUAUGGCAUUGACUGUCUGUUGACGGAUCCCACCCUAGGGGGCCGCUGUGACACUUUCACUGCUUUCAAUGUUUCGGGAGAUUGUGGAAGCUGUAUCAAUACACCCAGAUGCCCAAGGUGGAGCAAACCAAAGGGUGCGAAGCAGAAGUGUCUCUACCACUUGCUGCCCUACAGGAGGAACGUGGAAGGCUGCCGGCAGCAGUGCACCCUGGUGAUCCAGCUUCCCAGGUGCUGCAAGGGCUACUUCCUGCCAGACUGUCAGGCCUGCCCUGGAGGACCAGAUACCCCGUGCAACAACCGGGGCGUCUGCUUGGAUCAGUACUCAGCCACAGGACGGUGCAGGUGCAACACCGGCUUCAACGGGACAGCCUGUGAGCUGUGCUGGCCCAAAAGAUUUGGGCCCAACUGUCAGCCCUGUGCCUGCUCAGACCAUGGACAGUGCGACGAGGGAAUCACUGGCUCUGGACAGUGCUUCUGUGAAACAGGGUGGACAGGCCGCUUCUGUGACACUCAGACAGUUUUGCCCCCAGUGUGCACGCCUCCUUGUUCUGCUUACGCCACCUGUAUGGAGAACAACACGUGUGAGUGUAACCUGAAUUACGAAGGUGACGGGAUAACAUGCACAGUUGUGGAUUUCUGCAAACAGAACAAUGGAGGUUGUGCCAAGGUCGCCAGAUGCUCCCAGAAGGGCACCAAAGUGUCCUGCAGCUGCCCGAAGGGCUAUCAGGGGGAUGGCCACAGCUGCACAGAGAUAGACCCCUGUGCAGAUGGCCUCAAUGGGGGGUGUCAUGAGCAUGCCACCUGCAAGAUGACCGGCCCGGGCAGGCACAAGUGUGAAUGUAAGAGUCACUACGUGGGAGACGGGCUGGACUGUGAGCCAGAGCAGAUGCCCCUCGACCGCUGCUUACAGGACAAUGGGCAGUGCCACGCAGAUGCCAACUGUGUCGACCUCCACUUCCAGGAUACCACUGUUGGGGUAUUCCAUCUCCGCUCCCCACUGGGCCAGUACAAGCUGACCUUCGACAAAGCCAGAGAGGCCUGUGCCAAGGAAGCAGCAGCCAUGGCCACUUACAACCAGCUCUCCUAUGCCCAGAAGGCCAAGUAUCACCUUUGUUCAGCUGGUUGGCUGGAGAGUGGGCGGGUUGCCUACCCCACAGCCUAUGCCUCCCCGAACUGUGGCUCGGGUAUUGUUGGGAUAGUAGACUAUGGACCCAGGCCCAACAAGAGUGAAAUGUGGGAUGUCUUCUGCUAUCGGAUGAAAGAUGUCAACUGCACCUGCAAGAUGGGCUAUGUGGGAGAUGGCUUUUCAUGCAGUGGGAACCUGCUUCAGGUCCUCAUGUCCUUCCCCUCGCUCACAAAUUUCCUGAUGGAAGUGCUGGCCUAUUCCAACAGCUCAGCCCGAGGCCAGGCAUUUCUGAAGCACCUGACUGACCUGUCCAUCCAUAGUAAUACCCUCUUUGUGCCACAGAACAGUGGGCUUCAAGAAAAUGAGACCCUGUCUGGGCGGGACAUUGAACACCACCUUGCCAAUGUCAGCAUUUUUUACAAUGACCUUGUCAAUGGUACCAUCCUACAAACAAUGGGAAGCCAGCUACUCAUCACUUCCAGCCAGGACCAGCUACAUCAGGAGGAGGCCAGGUUUGUGGAUGGAAGAGCCAUUUUGCAGUGGGACAUCUUUGCCUCGAAUGGAGUUAUUCAUGUCAUUUCCAGUCCCCUAAAAGCACCUCUCACCCCAGAGACUUCAGCCCACUCCGGCCUGGGGACAGGGAUAUUUUUCGCCGUAGUCCUGGUCUUGGGAGCCAUUGCUCUGGCUGUCUAUUCUUACUUUCGGCUGAACCGGAAAACAAUUGGCUUCCAGCAUUUUGAG